UUUGUUUUAUUUUUUUACUAAGGGAGGGUCACGGAGGACCAAGCUGGUAGCCUGGUUCCUCAGCCUGGUCAACCCUUCACCCCGCCACCACCUACGCCAUUUUCCCCUUCCUGGAAAAGCCCUAAACAUCACACCUAUAUUCAUACCUUAUGUUGCAGUCCAUACGAUUCCUUAAUACGCAUUGAUUGAAAUUAAACUGUUCGCAAUUUGAAUCUUUUCAAUUCAAUUCCCAUUUCCCGGUAGGCUCCCGAUGGCUUCAGAGAUCGAGGUAGUUGAGGAGGUCGAAGUCAGAGAUCAAGAAUCUGCGGCGUCAACGUCGGCCGUUUCAGGCUCGGUGGUUGAUGAGGAGAGCUUGAGGAACGACGUGUACACGGCUGCAGCCUAUGGGGACAUGGAAAAGCUGCAUAGAUUAGUCGAGCGCGAGGGUUGCUCGGUUUCUGAGCCAGAUAGUCUUGGUUACUAUGCCCUCCAGUGGGCCGCUCUUAACAACCACGUUGCUGCCGCACAAUACAUUAUUGAGCAUGGAGGAGAUGUUAAUGCUGCAGAUCAUACUGGACAAACGGCUCUACACUGGAGUGCCGUUCGGGGCGCAAUCCAGGUUGCCGAGGUCUUACUCCAAGAGGGUGCUCGAUUGAAUGCAGCUUCUAUGUGUGGGUAUCAGGCAACACAUGUAGCUGCUCAGUAUGGUCAGACAGCAUUUCUUUAUUAUAUAGUUACAAAAUGGAAUGCAGAUCCUGACGUUCCUGACAAUGAUGGGAGAAGCCCAUUACACUGGGCUGCAUACAAGGGUUUUGCUGAUUGCAUACGUCUCUUGCUAUUUUUGGAUGCAUAUAGGGGACGACAGGAUAACAUGGGAUGCACUCCUCUUCAUUGGGCCGCUUCCAAGGGCCACUUGGAAGCAUGCACGUUGUUGGUGCAAGCAGGGAAGAAGGAAGACCUAGUGGUGAUGGAUCACACUGGCGUUACACCUGCCCAGCUUGCUUCUGAUAAAAAUCACCGACAAGUUGCUUUUUUCCUUGGAAAUGCUAGAAAGCUGUUUGAAAAACGGUUUGAUGGGAAUCACUCGCUUGGGAAACUGUCAAAAUUAGGAUUUGCUCCAUUUCUAUGGUGUAUAAUUUUCCUGCUUCUUGUAACAUAUAUCCAUUCAGUCGUCAUGGCUCCUAAUCUACCAAAAUUAACUGCUGCUGGUGCUUUAUUCGCUUGGUUGGGUGUUUUUGUUGCAUCUUCAGGACUUGUUAUGUUCUAUAGAUGUAGCAGCAAUGAUCCAGGUUACAUAAGCACAAGCUCACACAAUGCACAGGAUACAAAAGAUGAUGAACCAUUAUUGAAGAUUGAAAUUAACCACCCUGCUUUGCUGGCGGGAAACUGGUCUCAGCUUUGCUCCACAUGCAAGAUUGUCCGUCCUCUUCGUGCAAAACAUUGUUCCACCUGUGAUCGUUGUGUGGAACAAUUCGAUCAUCAUUGCCCGUGGGUAUCUAAUUGCAUUGGAAAGAAAAACAAAUGGGAUUUUUUCAUGUUUCUUGUUCUCGAGGUGCUGGCUAUGCUAAUAACGGGUGCAGUCUCUCUUACAAGAGUCUUGACAGAUCCUAUGGCCCCAUCUUCCUUUGGUGCAUGGUUAAACCAUGCUGGUACACAGCAUGUUGGCGCCAUAAUGUUUUUAGUUGCAGAUUUUUUUCUAUGUUCUGGUGUCACUGUCUUGACGGUGACUCAAGCUUCCCAGAUUUCUUGCAAUAUCACCACAAAUGAGAUGGCAAAUUCAAUGCGCUAUGGCUACCUGAGAGGGGCCGGUGGUCGCUUUAGAAAUCCUUACGACCAUGGAUGUAAGAAAAACUGUUCAGAUUUUCUGAUAAAUGGUUACAAUGAGGAUACCGAGUACAGUGAAGAAGAAGAAUCCCCUCAUCCUGGGAGAAUUGGGAUGGUGCAAAUGACAAUGAAUUCGAAUCUGCAAAAUGGUGUUACCCAUUCCCAACAGACCAACGGAAACAACCAUGUCGUUAUCAAUGUGAAUAACACAAGUGGCCUUCACAAUCAUCAUCAUCUUCACUCUUCUCACUGCAAUCAUAAUAGUAGCAGCAGCAGCAAAAGCAAAACUGAAUCGGUACCUUUGGGAUUGGGCAUAGGCUUGGGGAAAAAAUGAUACCCGUGCCGCGGUUAUUUCGUGAUUGAUGAUGCCUCUUUUUUUCUUUCUUUUUGUUGAGGAUGCCAUUUUUUUCCAAAUGGUUGAAGUUGUUUGCCAUAUGCCAGUACACAGUCUUUUUGCUUCAGCAAUUCAAUGAGGUUUGCCUUUUGUUCAUUUACAUGUUCUCCAACAUUGAGAAUACUUCAUACAUCCUCUGUCUAUGACCCAAAGUAAAAUUCACAUUUUUCUUUUCAGUCUGUCCUAAAAUGAAGUCAAACUUCUCUUUCAUGUUACAUUAUCUUCCACCUAUGUAUUAUAUCAUUUCUUAUCCUUUUGUUCUCUAUUUCCUGAAUUU
Messenger RNA from Cuscuta campestris, 2474 nucleotides. NCBI's taxonomy places the organism in Eukaryota, Viridiplantae, Streptophyta, Magnoliopsida, Solanales, Convolvulaceae. The record is from the annotation of a GenBank genome assembly.